Molecule: messenger RNA, 879 nt
Organism: Cercopithifilaria johnstoni
Lineage: Eukaryota; Metazoa; Nematoda; Chromadorea; Rhabditida; Onchocercidae
Source: the annotation of a GenBank genome assembly
AUGAGAACAAAAACAAUGAUUGGUAUUGCAACGGCAAGUUGUGCUUGCAUCAUUGUCACAUCUUUGAUCGCCGUUUGUGUAAUAUUCAAUGAAAUAAACAACUUGCACGACGACGUUAUGGAUGAAAUGGGCAUCUUCAGAACAGUUGCAGACGAUACUUGGGAAAGAAUAGUAAUGAUGCACUUUGGUCCAGGUGGUCGUCGACAAGAGACGUUCAGCUCCUUGAUCAAUCGAUACAAACGACAACAGUUCGUUCCACCACCACACUGCCAAUGUCAAGCACCAGAAUUAUGUCCACCAGGUCCACCAGGACCACCAGGUGACAAAGGUCUAACAGGUAAUGAUGGACCGGUAGGUGAAGAUGGUAGAGAUGGUGCUAGUGGUGUAUCACUAUUAGCAACAUACCACUUUAAUGGUGGCUGCAUCGAAUGCCCUCCGGGACGACCAGGACCACCAGGGUUAGAUGGUCUAGAAGGAGAUUAUGGAGAAACAGGACGUCGUGGGCCACUGGGAAAACCGGGUAAGAGUGGGCAACGAGGACCACCUGGACCACCAGGUGAAAUGGGCGAAGCAGGACCAGAUGGAGAACCUGGAAGACCAGGACCACCAGGUAGAGAUGGAAAACGAGGCACUGGACCACAAGGACCGAAAGGACCAACUGGACCAAGAGGACCACCUGGCCCACCAGGAGAAGACGGAAAUGCGGGAGCUGAUGGUGAACCAGGAGAGCAGGGCGCGGAAGGACGACCAGGAAAUGAUGGUAGGAAAGGCAAUGAUGGACGCCCUGGAUCGAUUGGUAGCGCAGGUAUACCAGGACCAGAUGCUCAUUAUUGCCCAUGUCCACGACGAAGUUCAUUGUAUCUGAAAAAGGUGCAGUGA